This is a messenger RNA of Truncatella angustata, 707 nucleotides long. Its product is annotated as 40S ribosomal protein s17. Gene Ontology annotation, biological process: translation. The record is from RefSeq and is a predicted model, not a curated record. Gene Ontology annotation, molecular function: structural constituent of ribosome. The transcript is spliced from 4 exons. NCBI's taxonomy places the organism in Eukaryota, Fungi, Ascomycota, Sordariomycetes, Amphisphaeriales, Sporocadaceae. Bases 258 to 707 code for a protein of 149 amino acids. Gene Ontology annotation, cellular component: ribosome.
UAAGCACUGUGGGGUCAUAGCACAAAGCACUUUGUCAAUUUGUCGGAAAAUGCACUCCACCGAAAAAGUUCACCUGUGCUCGCGACCUUCCUCUUGAACUUCACCCAACGGCCAACUCAACUCCGGUAACCUCUCCGUCCGACGCCCAACGCUCAACACCGACAACUUCACCCCUUGACAAUCAGCCAAUACCGCCAAAAUGGGUCGUGUCCGUACCAAGACGUAUGUCGCUGAACCUCUGUCUCUUUUGAUUUUUGAUGAGAAGAAAGCUGCUAACACCGGAAUUUAGAGUCAAGAAGUCCUCCAAGGUCAUCAUUGAGCGAUACUACCCCAAGCUCACUCUGGACUUCGAGACCAACAAGCGUGUCUGCGAUGAGAUCGCCAUCAUUGCUUCCAAGCGCCUCCGCAACAAGAUUGCCGGUUACACCACACACUUGAUGAAGCGUAUCCAGCGUGGACCUGUGCGCGGUAUCUCCUUCAAGCUUCAAGAGGAGGAGAGAGAGCGCAAGGAUCAAUACGUUCCCGAGAUCUCUGCUCUCGACUUUGCCCAGAACUCCGAGAGCGGCCAGCUCGACAUUGACACCGAGACCAAGGACCUGCUCAAGCACCUCGGCUUCGACUCUAUCCCCGUCAACGUCGUCCCCGUUACCCAGUCUCAGGGUACUGAGCGUGGCCCCCGCCGCUUCGGUGACCGCCCCGCCCGCUAA